AUGAUGAGAAAAAAAAAAAAGAAUGAUCAUAUAAAUGCUCAUAUGAAUCAUAAGGAUACUUAUGAUGAAGGAGAGUUUUUAAAUAGAAAGAUGGUUGAUGGAUUAAAGCAAACAGAUUUUUGCCCUUUAGAGAAAAAUAUAAAUAAGGACAUUCCUUUUUUCAUUAAUUAUGAUAUAUUAUUAAAGAAUUGUAAGCAAGAUAAAAAUUAUCUUGACCUUAACUUGGAAAUUAAUUAUAAUUUGGAAGAAAUAAUCGAGAAUAAGGAUAACCUUAUCAGAUGUUUACAUAGGAAGAAUCCUAUUGAACAUGUCAAAGGGUAUAAAAGGGAAAUACCUGAUGAUUAUAUGAAAAACAAAAAAUACUAUUACGACAAUAAUAUAUAUCAUCAUAAAAAUGAUGAAUAUUAUCAUAAUAAUAAUAAUAUAUAUAAACAAAGGGAUGAUAAAUAUGAUCGUAAUAAUUACUGUAAUAAUUUUAAAAAGGGUUUUACAAAUAUAUUAGAAGAUAAGAAAAAUAAGGAAAAAAAUUAUUAUACUGAUACUUCAUAUUCUGAUGAUGAAUUAUCAUACUCAGAUAAUGAUUAUUAUUCAGGUAGUUCUGUAAAUUCUUAUAAAAAUGAAAAUAACAAAUCUUUUAAUUUUUCUCAGAGAAUUACAUAUGAUAAUAAUUUGAUGGAUAAAAUUAAUAUAUAUGAUAAUAUAACAAAUUAUGUUUAUAAUAAUAAUAAUAAAAAUAAUUGUUAUUAUGAAAAUAUGGAUAAACAAAAUAAAGAUUGUUAUAAUUAUAAAAAUGAUAUAAAAUAUAUAAAUCAUAGGGAUACUGUUCUUAAUGGCCGUAAAUAUAUAGAGGAUGGAAAUUAUAUAAAUGUUAAAAAUAGAAGAACAGAUAUCAUUCAUUUUAUUAAUCAAACGUACAAAGAUAAGCUAAGUAGCAAUAAAUGUCAUACAUCCUUUAUUCAAAAUAUAAAACAUACUAACCAUGAAACGGAAAAAACAGAACCUUCCAACUUUUCUGGAUAUAUCCAGCAUAGCAUGGAAAAGGAUUAUAGGCGAAAUUUGACUGAUAGGUCUAUUAUUUUUAGUAACCAUGUGGAGAAAAACGACGCCUCUUCAAUAAACCUUGAUUUCUUAAAAAGUAGUAAUACAUCAAACUGUAAAAAAAUGGAAAUAGAUAUUUUAAACAAAUAUGAAAAGAUAAUGAAAAUUAUGAAAUAUUUAAGAAAGGUUAAAAGUAAAUAUCCUGAAAUAGAAACUACUGUCUCCAUUUUAUCAAACCAUAUAAAAAAUGUCACUUUUAAUUGUGAAAAAAUGUUUGAGUCAAGAUAUCUGUUGAAUGAGUUUUUAAAAAAGCUAUAUAUAUAUCAAAUAUAUAUUUUAAAAAAAAUCGUUUUUAACAAAUCAGAUAUUCUAAAAAAUGAUGAUACUCUAGAAUAUUACAACAAGCAUUUUCAUACAAAUAAAAUGAGAUUUAUUUCAACUGAUAGGAUAAAUAAUAGUAAUGAUCCAAUAACAUUCGAAGAUAUUAAAGAAAAUUCCUCUUAUUCAAUAAGAAAAUUAAAUGAACAAAAGGAAAAUAUAUUUAGAGAAAAGGGAUACAAUGAAAGACAUAAAACUAAAGAAUAUACAAAAGAUAACAAAUAUAAUAACGUGGGUGGAUGUAAGGAGAAUUACCAAUAUACAAAUGAAUAUAUGAAAAGGGGGAAUAAAAAUGAUAUAAAAAAUAAAUAUAUAAAUCAUGACAAUAAUAAUGUUAUUAAUUAUGAUAACAAUUGUAUGUAUAUUUUGAAUAAUGAUAUCAAUAAGAAUUCUGGUUAUUCUGAUAAACUGAAGAAUAAAUACAAAGAGAAUUAUAUAAACAAGAUAUCGAAUUUGGAAAUGAUUGAUAAAAAUGGAAAAAAAUAUAAUUUAGAUGACAUGCAUCAAAUAAAUAAAAACAUUUCAAAUGAAAAAAGAGAAAUUCUUAUUGAUACAAAUGAAAAAAAAAAUAUAUCAUAUAAGACGUUAUUAAUAUCUGAAAAUAUGGAAAAAAAUAAUAAUAAUUUCGAUCAUAAGAGAGAUAAAUCAUUUUCUAAAAAUAAUGUAAAUGAUAAUUAUACUAUUAAAGAUAAAUCAUUAAUGAAUAAGAUGGAUAAUAUUCAAAAUAAAAAAUUUUUUAAAAAUGAACAAAUUAAAAAUGAGAAAAUCAUUUAUGAUAAUAUAAAAAAGAAGGAUUACUUGAAUGUUAUAGAUGAAAAAAAAGAAGAAGAAAAAAAUCCUUUAUUAGAACAUGAAUUAAAUUUAAAGGCUCUCAAUUUAGAAAGUAAAGAUUUGGCAAUAAAACAAAAUAUAAUGAAAGAAGAGAUACAUAAUACUUCAUAUGUUAAUAAGAAUGAGAAUAAAAAAACGCAUGUGUUAUAUAAUGACGUAAAUAAAGAAUUGAGUGCUAUUUCGAAUAGAGAUUCUGUUAUACAUGCAUUGAAAUAUACACUAUUAAAUAAACCUCAAAAUUUUACUACCCUGCAAAAUUUUUUAUUUAAAAUCGAUGUUGAGUUUGUUGAGUACAAGAAUUUUGUUCUAUUAAUAAGUAAGAGUGUCAGGAAGUUACAUUUAGAAGCAUUGUAUGGAUUAAAUGAUUUUUCAAUAUUUGAAAAGGUUUAUGGGAAAAAGGCUGCGCCUCGAUUUUUGAUAUCAAAGAAAGUAAAAAUGUUCUAUAAGUAUGAUAAAUUUUAUCAAAAAUUUAGGGAACUUGUAAAUGUAAGGGAAUUCAGCGGUAUUACUGAUGCAGUAGAAGUAAUUUAA
Plasmodium adleri (nom. inval.) is the source of this 2778-nucleotide messenger RNA. Its product is annotated as conserved Plasmodium protein, unknown function. The record is from RefSeq and is a predicted model, not a curated record. Bases 1 to 2778 code for a protein of 925 amino acids. NCBI's taxonomy places the organism in Eukaryota, Apicomplexa, Aconoidasida, Haemosporida, Plasmodiidae. The transcript has 7 exons. Gene Ontology annotation, molecular function: microtubule binding.